Messenger RNA from Tauraco erythrolophus (red-crested turaco), 1010 nucleotides. The record is from RefSeq and is a predicted model, not a curated record. Lineage: Eukaryota; Metazoa; Chordata; Aves; Musophagiformes; Musophagidae.
CACAAGCCCACCUUACUGCUGUGUGGACCUUUAUUCUUUGCGAACAGGAGAGAUGGUCAAGUCCAUACAGUUCAAAACUCCUAUUUAUGAUCUGCAUUGCAAUAAAAGGAUACUAGUUGUAGUCCUGCAAGAGAAAAUCGCCGCCUUCGACAGCUGUACUUUCACUAAAAAAUUCUUCGUUACAAGCUGCUAUCCUUGUCCAGGGCCAAACAUGAAUCCUAUUGCUCUUGGAAGCCGUUGGCUUGCUUAUGCAGAAAAUAAGCUGAUCCGAUGCCAUCAAUCCCGUGGUGGAGCCUGUGGAGACAACAUUCAGUCUUACACUGCCACAGUCAUUAGUGCUGCCAAAACGAUAAAGACUGGACUUACAAUGGUUGGGAAAGUAGUUACGCAGCUGACAGGGACGCUGCCUUCAGGAGCAACUGAAGAAGAAAUUUUAGCUCAUAGCAACCUUCGUCGAAGUCCUCUGGUGCCUGGGAUCAUCACUAUCAUUGAUACAGAGACAGUUGCAGAAGGGCAGGUCCUGGUCAGCGAGGACUCCGACAGCGACGGCAUUGUGGCCCACUUCCCCGCGCACGAGAAGCCAAUUUGCUGCAUGGCUUUUAACCCGAGCGGGAUGUUGCUGGUCACUACUGACACAUUAGGCCAUGAUUUCCAUGUUUUUCAAAUACUGACACAUCCUUGGUCAUCAUCACAAAGUGCCGUCCAUCAUUUGUAUACACUUCACAGGGGAGAGACUGAAGCCAAAGUACAAGAUAUCUCCUUCAGCCACGACUGUCGUUGGGUUGUGGUCAGCACUCUUCGUGGUACUUCCCAUGUUUUUCCUAUCAAUCCCUACGGUGGCCAGCCCUGUGUCCGGACACACAUGUCACCCCGGGUGGUAAAUCGCAUGAGCCGAUUCCAGAAGAGUGCAGGGUUGGAAGAGAUCGAGCAAGAGCUGACAUCGAAACAAGGAGGACGCUGCAGCCCUGUCCCAGGCCUGUCAAGCAGCCCGUCUGGCUCACCGCUCCAUG